Fukomys damarensis (Damara mole-rat) is the source of this 347-nucleotide messenger RNA. RefSeq names its product coiled-coil domain containing 179 (gene Ccdc179). The record is from RefSeq and is a predicted model, not a curated record. Lineage: Eukaryota; Metazoa; Chordata; Mammalia; Rodentia; Bathyergidae. The transcript is spliced from 4 exons. The coding region runs from base 72 to 281 and encodes 69 amino acids.
CAGGCUUCGGUGUCCAGCCGGGGCCCCCCUUGCGGUCCGCAGGAGGCGCCCAGGGGCGCCGGGCUCUGGACAUGUGUCUCCCCCGCGUCCGGGACGAAGAGCCCGCCCAGGUCUACCCUGAAGGACCAAGACAUCCUCACCCUUCACAAAUCACUACGAGACAGUCUGCAGAUAAGCGCAUUAUUUACAUGCGCAACCUCAGGAAAGAGAAGAGGAAAUUAAAUAAGCAGUUUAUGAGACCAGCUCCCAUGCCAGAACCGGGUCUCCUGUGGCCAUCUUGAUGAAGCUCGUUGUUUAUAUGGAAGAAAUCAUGAUCCAACCCAAAAUACAUGGAUUUUUAACAUCGA